Molecule: messenger RNA, 5748 nt
Organism: Sphaerulina musiva SO2202
Lineage: Eukaryota; Fungi; Ascomycota; Dothideomycetes; Mycosphaerellales; Mycosphaerellaceae
Exons: 1
Coding region: 30-5477 (1815 amino acids)
Cellular component (GO): endoplasmic reticulum membrane
Molecular function (GO): zinc ion binding
Source: RefSeq, a predicted model, not a curated record
ACACGAUCGAUACGACCGACACGACCGACAUGACCGACACGACCGACACCAGCCGUGCUGAACGCACCUCAGACCCCUCCCGCGGCAGUGCUGUGAGCUUCUCAGACAUACCCGACCUCAUGAACGAUCCGGCCUUUGCGCCUCCGCAACGACGCGACACGGCCUCUUCGAUGAAAAGCGGCACGGAUGGGGAUGCAGGCGGCGAUACUUGUCGGAUAUGCAGAAGCGAAGGCUCUCCGGAUGAACCGCUGUUCUACCCGUGCAAAUGCAGCGGCAGCAUCAAGUUCGUCCACCAGGAGUGUCUCAUGGAAUGGCUGAGCCACUCGCACAAAAAGCACUGCGAGUUGUGCAAGACGCCCUUCCGCUUCACCAAGCUCUACGACGCAGACAUGCCGACGACCUUGCCGUGGACCGUCUUCAUCCAGCGCGCUUUCAUCCACGUGGCAAUGAUGUUCUCCAGCGGCUUGCGCGCGCUAGUGGUCAUCAGCGUCUGGCUGCUGUUUCUUCCCCUUAUGAUCCGGUGGGCCUGGAGAUGGAUGUUUUGGUUUGCGGAUGCUGGCUGGGCACGCGAACUGUACAUCAAACGAAUGCAGGUCGCAGACGUCAAUGCUGCCAAGGCGCAACAUUCAGGCACCGAACUGGUCCACGACGUGUCUGCCGGCCUUCAGACUGCCCUCUACGAUGCCUACGAUAGGUGGUUCGGCUCCGUGGACUGGAAGAGCACCUUCAUGCAGAGCACUACCAAUGCCACUGCGACUGCACCCUCGACGAUUCGGAAUGCCACCGCCACCAUCAAUAUAUACAACACGACGUCGUACUGGCCGCAGGCCGAUGCUUCCGUUCUGUCUUCGUGGACCCACCUCUCGGAACUCACACCAAGUCCCAAAAUCAAUCGCGUGAUCCUAGAUGUUUUUGAAGGACAACUCAUAACAUGUGUCGUGAUCCUGGGCUUCAUCCUAGUCUUCCUCAUCCGUGAGUGGGUCGUACAACAGCAACCAUUGGUCAACCUAGACCAGCUACAGAACGAGCGCCGAGAACAGGAGCGGCGCAUACAGGAGCGGGAUCGCCUCCGGCGGCAAGCCGAACUUGUAGAAGAAGCAAGAGAAAGGUUGGCUGCUUUGCAAAAUGAGAGAGUCGCGAGAUUGAGAAGAAUGCAGGAUGAGGACGGUGGUGCCUCGUCGACGAAUGCCAACCGCGCCCCUGACAUCAUUGAGAUUGGCUGGGACGAGGUGUACGUACUCAUUGAUUCUGCGACACAGGAGCUCAGCUUGGGUGGUGGAGGCCGUGAGGCAUUCAUGAUCAAGGCCUCAGAAGUCAUGUGCGAAAUCUUAGCCGCUGAGAGUAGCGGCGCUGAUGCGAGCACCUUGGCGGACAAGGUACACUCGAAGUUGAGCGAACUUUCCAAUGAGCAGCGAGAAGCCUGGGAAGAAGUCUUGCUUGCAGAACUCGAGGCUCGAGGUGCGAGGAAGCCAGGUCGGGGUGCUUCAUCACGCGAGAGUCAGGCCGCGGUGGCAGAAAGCUCCACGGCUCCCCGGAGACCGCGCAUGCCAGCCCGAGCUCAAUCGUCUGCAGCGACUGUCAUCAAUCGUGUUCUAGAAGAAGAGGAAGUGGAUCCUGACCGUACUGCAAGAGGAGAAGCAGCUGAUGCGAAUCCUUCUUUAGACGAGGCAGCCUUCUCAGCUUCCAGGGCGGAGAACCAAGCAGUCCCUCGUGGCCCACGUCCGAUCAGUACUACGAGGCUGCUGGAGGCCAAUCCCGCAGUCAAGACUCAGGUACUCAACGAGCCCGUGCCCAGCCACAACGACGCCAGUGCCACAGGCCUCGAAACGAUGCCGAUCACCAAUGCCGGUCCAGAUGCUAAAGUUAACAUCAAGCGCAAAGGCACCGGUAAAGCAAGAAUCAUCGUGCUCGAACCUGACGAGGAAGAGCCAGCGCAUAUUAUUGCGGCCAACGAGCUGAACCGGUUGCUGGCCAAGAAAGUGGCCAGUUCGGACGCCAAGGUGCCUGAAGGCACGUCGCGAGAAGAACCGGGGGCAAACGAGCAGGAAGCUACCGAUCUCACCGUGUACCAAAGUCGACAUGAAUCCGAGUCUUCUGGUCCACCGAGUGACUCUCGCGUCAACCCAUUUCAUCCAGAUGGUCCUAUGCCAGACUCUUCUAGGUCUGUCUCCAACGACGAUAUCGCUGCUACCAGCGGAGUGAACCACGAGGAAACAAAUGAAGAGGAAGACCAGGCCAGGCAAGCUGAAAUGGGGUACGAAGCUGCCGAAGCCACAGAGCAUGACAGCGACGUUGCUGAUCUCGCCAUCCCAACGCCACAGCGAGUCGUGCCGCCUGCAGGCCCUGCGAAUUGGCUCAUUGACUGGUUCUGGGGUGAUAUUCAGCCCCAGAACCACUCUGAACCAAUUCCGGCGGCUCCGGAGGAACGCAUUGAUCCGCACGACCCUCAAGAAGCACCCUUGGUGCCAGUGCAGGAUGGUGCCCAAUUUAUCGAUCAAGAGAUGGACGAUGGUGAGCCUCAAGGGGCGCCUGACCCCGAGGUGCUUGCUGCCGCACAACAAGUUGGUCUCGAUGCUGAGGCUAUCGAAGACGCCGAAGACUUGGAAGGCAUCGUCGAGCUCAUUGGUCUGCAAGGCCCUAUCAUAGGGCUGUUCCAAACCUCGUGCUUCUGCAGUGUUCUGGUUAUUAGCUCCGUCUUCUGCGCUAUUGGCGUUCCGUAUAUGUGGGGCAAAUUGGUGCUGGUCUUCAUUAACAGCCCUGUGGAGAGUUUGAUCAAGACUCCCUUACGCUUCAUCUCACUCUUCACCGACUUCUUGGUCGAUGUUGCACUACUCGUCAUUGGGUGGCUGGCAACUGCAGCCAUCAAGCUGGUCGAGACGGUGACCUCGUCUGUGGAAGCGUUUGUGCCUUGGCUAGGCGACGCAGAGCUUACGUCGUGGUGCUACAAAAUCUCCAAGGCAACCGCAGUCGGCGCUUAUCAUCGCCUGUCCAGCUUGUUUCCCUCCGCGACGGACACGAGUGCAGACACGGCAGGCAUGCAAUGGGCUUGGCUACAUGUGUCAGUGGAGGCUCACGCAUCACUGCGGACGAUUCAGCACGAGAGCAGUGUGGUACUCAACUACAGUGGUAGUGUGAUCACCUCCAUCGUGGAAUGCGUUUCGUCGGGUUCUGCUACCGUAAUUUGUCACAGCCUACUGGCUGCAGUGAAGCAUAUUGCUGGAAAUGUAGUGCGGGCGUGUGCCAGUCUCGAGUCCGUGAAGGAGUAUGUCAGCCAGUGGUGGACGACUAUUAGUGGCAUGCGCAGUGGCUGGUUGCUCAACUUGUCGAGCGCUAACUCAUCAGUCGCAUUUGACCCUGCACUGGUGUACUGGAAUUCGAAUGAUCGAGGCUUGGCAGUCUUAGCGGGCUAUGUUGCACUUGCUAUGCUCGCGGCCAUAUAUGUUGCUCUUGACACACCAAUCACCAGCUCUGAAAGCCACCAGAAGACUGAAAAGGUUAUACGAGACUCGCUUCGCCAGGCUGGCGGUGUGUUGAAGGUCAUUCUGAUCAUCAGCAUCGAAAUGCUGGUAUUUCCACUAUACUGUGGACUCUUACUCGACAUCGCCUUCCUGCCUCUGCAAGAUGGCGCGUCUCUUGCGACGCGCUGGGCAUAUGCAACCCAAGCGCCGUAUACCUUCUGCUUCAUCCACUGGUUCGUCGGGACUUGCUACAUGUUCCAUUUUGCGCUCUUUGUCGGUAUGUGUCGCAAGAUCCUGAGGAAGGGGACGCUGUGGUUCAUCAGAGAUCCCGAUGACCCGACUUUUCAUCCUGUGCGCGAUGUGCUGGAACGCAACGUCACUACCCAGCUGCGUAAGAUCGCUUUCAGCGCUCUUGUUUACGGCGCACUCGUCAUCUUGUGCUUGGGUGGUGUGAUAUGGAGCAUUGGCAGAUUGUUCCAGGGCAUCUUUCCAAUCCACUGGGUCGCCACUGAACCCUAUGUGGAGUUCUCCGUCGAUUUGCUGCUCUACACCUCUCUCACACCAACGCUGCUGAACUUGGCUAAGCCGAGCACAAUCGUCCAUGCAAUGUACGCGUGGUGGCUGCGACGUUGUGCCCGAGCACUGAGACUAUCCCAUUUCUUGUUUGGCGACCGGAAGAAGGACGAAGAGGGUCGACAUGUACGGGGCACGUGGUCCAGUUUCUUUUUGAUGAAGACUGCAAAGCUGGAUCAAGCCACUGGCUUGAUUCUGGUGGACAACGAAGAGCGCCCCGAGGUGUUCUUCCAGCGCGACGGCAAGUAUGUCUUGACGCCCUGCAACGAUCAGUACCGGCCGCCGAAGCCUGGCGAAGCCUUCAUCCACGUUGAGAAUAACGAUGUUUACAUUGCCGAUAAGAACGGCAAGAAGAACGACCAUUUUGCCAGGAUCUACACACCACCGAACUUUCGACUGCGCAUGACAUUCUUCAUGGUCAGCUUAUGGAUGUUUUCGGCAUUUAUUGGGCUUUGCGCAACUUUGGUCCCACUCUGCUUUGGUCGACAGGUACUGGUCAUGGUCUUGCCAGCCGGCGUCGUGGUCAACGACAUUUACGCAUACUCAAUCGGCGCAUACUUCUUUGGGGGUCUUUUAUUCCUUGCACUCAAGGGCGGCGCUGGAGCACAAUAUCUCCGUCAGAGGGCUACCGAGGUAGACUUCAAAGCGUGGGCUGCUGCUGCCGCGAAGACGACGCUGCAGGCAUUAAAAUGUUUGUACGUUUAUGGCUUCGCGUGCGUGGUAAUGCCUCUCGUGUUUGUCACGACACUACAUUUCUACUUCCUCAUACCACUUCACACCCACCUCGCCUCCUCGAUUCGUCCAGCACUCCUGGACGCGAUGAAUCCGGAUGCCGCCAACAGCACACUUACGGCAGUUGUCAAUGCCACGAUGCAGUCAUUCUCGCAGCAGGGAUCUAAUUUCACUCAGGCGUCUUCACGCUCCACGAUGCCCUCGGUGGCAGAACAUAGCAUACAUGUCCUCGCAGACGGGGCUCUAGGUAUGCUCAUUGGCAAAAUCGUCGUCCGAGGCAUUCUCUUGGCGCCAUCCUCUCGCGCGGCUGAAGCUUGCCGGCGCAUUACGGCAGACGGAUAUCUCAACCCUAAUGCACGGCUCGCCACGAGAUUCAUCAUCGUGCCCGCUACACUGUUGUCGUCCGUGGUCUUGCUGGGUCCUCUGGGCCUCGCGAACAUGAUCUUGAGCUUUGUCACCUGGCUGGGUCCUCGGAUGGCCAGCAAUUUCGAAGGAAUCACUGAGGAGGUGCAAGUACUAGUACAUCGAUACUCAUACCCAGUAACUGCCGCCUGGGCAUUGAGUUUAUGGGGCACUGGACAGAUGGCCAAAGCCACUGGCCGAUGGAGAGCUAGAAUACGAGAUGAAGUGUAUCUAGUUGGGGAGAGGCUGCACAAUUUCGGCGAGAAGAAGCCUCCUCCGGGCACGAAGGGCGUGGUGAGGAGGGCGAGGUAAUUGUGGCCUGUGUGUGUGCAUCUGGGAACAUGUGCGAUAUGGUGGUAUUAGCGUUGGCGUUGGUGUCGGCAUGGGAUGACUUAGACGACUCUGCCGGUCUGUCCGAGCGUUGCAUAUAACAUGGUGCAUGCAACCAAAUUGCUCCUGGAUAGGCCAUGUCGGAACGUUGAUGUGACGUAUUACAAAACAAAAUAUUUGAAGCUGUUAUCCUAGAUACAUCAGGUACAUAAGGUACAUAUCAAUCUGCUGCACCCCACGACCAUAAGACAAC